This is a messenger RNA of Aspergillus bombycis, 789 nucleotides long. RefSeq lists its product as uncharacterized. The transcript is spliced from 3 exons. Gene Ontology annotation, biological process: glutathione metabolic process. Gene Ontology annotation, molecular function: glutathione transferase activity; glutathione peroxidase activity. Gene Ontology annotation, cellular component: peroxisome; mitochondrion. NCBI's taxonomy places the organism in Eukaryota, Fungi, Ascomycota, Eurotiomycetes, Eurotiales, Aspergillaceae. Bases 1 to 789 code for a protein of 262 amino acids. The record is from RefSeq and is a predicted model, not a curated record.
AUGUCCACCCCAAAGGUCACCCUCUACUUCGACCUCCUAAGUCCAUUCAGCUACGUCGCCUUCCACAUUCUCAAAAACUCUCCCAUCUUCUCAAAAUGCAACAUAACCUACACCCCAAUCCUCCUCCGUGACCUCUUCACCAAAUGCCAGAAUACGCCCCCGAUUGCUGUUAAGAGUAUAUACACCCCCCUUUCUACCCAUUUCCACUAUCAAGAAUCCCCGAAUCCAGAACUAGAAUCCAGAACCUACAGCCCAACAUCCACAGAAAUAACCCCACCCAAAAACCAAGCUAACAAGAUGAUACCAGACAAAUCAACCUGGAUAAACAAAGAACGCCUCUACUGGUCCAAACGGUUGAAGCUUCCCAUGUGUGAAACUCCGCCGCCGGGGUUUCCCUUCCCGACUGUUGAGGUCCAGAGUAUACUACUCGUCCUCGGUGAGCGGUAUCCGGAGAAGUUGGCUUCAGUCGUGGAGCGGUUGUAUCUGGGACUUUGGGGAGAGGGCGAUUCACGGAUUGUGACUACUGAUGGGUUUAUGGGUGUGUUGGAGGAAGCCUUUGGGGGGAAGGUUGCGCGGGAGAUACUUCAGGCUUCAAAUGAACCAGAGACCAAGCUCCGUCUGACGGAGAAUACCACAAGAGCGUUCGAUACCGGAGCGUUUGGAUUGCCCUGGUUCGAGUGUGUGAAUUCUCGCGGUGAGACAGAGUGUUUCUGGGGCGUGGAUCAUCUAGCAGAGUGGCGGAGUUUUUGGAUUUGGAGAGGGGGGAUGCUAGUUGGGGGUUUUGAUUAA